GAUAAAACGUUGCAUAUAAAAACUGCCAAGUGCCAAGCAAAUUUAUCAUUCACUGGUCUGCUUCCUGCUUGCUCUGUCAGUCCUACUGAAAUUCAUUCUUCAGCAUGAAGGUCCUCAUCCUGUUGGCUCUGGUGGCAUGUGCCGCAGCUGUGCCUAUUUACGGAGGUGUUAGCACUGGAGUCUAUGAAGACGACGUCGACUACCUGAAGUCUGGCAUUCAUGGAGAAGUAAGUGGGUACCACAGCUACCCAUGGUAUCAUUGGUUGCACCGUGGAUUGGAAGGUAUCUAUGACAGCGAUGUAUGGCAUUCCGGAAUCUACGGAAGCCAUCAUUACGGAUACGGAUACCCCACCUCCCACUGGGCAUCUUACUGGGGAGGAAUCUACCCAAGGGCUGGUUUGAUCAGAGACGCUUACACUGGAGGCUAUGGAUUGUACGGCAAGGGAGUCUACAACUACGGACCGUACACCCACCACUACGGAGCUUACACCCACAACUACGGACCCUACAACCACCACUACGGAUACUACGGAUACCCCUACGGCGGCUGGCACGGAGCUAGCCCCUCAUGGCACAAAUAUUACUAAGUAAUGAUAUUUUUUUAAUAUUGUUAUUGUUGUCUUAUUUAAUAAACCUCAUCAAAAAUAUA
Messenger RNA from Acanthoscelides obtectus, 649 nucleotides. The record is from the annotation of a GenBank genome assembly. NCBI's taxonomy places the organism in Eukaryota, Metazoa, Arthropoda, Insecta, Coleoptera, Chrysomelidae.